GAGAGGUAAAUAGCCUUAAAUCGGAAGGGAGCUGCUUCUCUGUGGUCUUCCACAAGAGCUGCCUGGGCUCUGCUGGCUCAGUAAUAACUGAGUGACCUUUUCUUUUGCUGUAUUAUGUCUGGCUGGUAAGGGAUUGCAUUUUGCAGCUGAUAAAGCCCUGACUUCAUUCAACUCGGCUCCUCACACGCUGCUUUAGGUAAGUUGUCUUCAGCCAGGACGGAGACAGACAGCCUUGGACUGCAAGAUACUAAAAGGAGGACACCUGUAGCUCGGAUGCGGUCAACACAAUUACUUGGCGGAUCCUUGAGGACCUCAUUAUUUUAAACUUAAAGAAUAGCGAUCUCCCUCCCCAUCUCUCCUACCCCCUCUUUAUUUUUUUUCCCCAAACAAUGCUUCUUUUUGACCUUUCCCAAGGAGAAGAGCUACAAAGCAGCCACUGUGCUUAUUGAACUGCCUCCCCUGUAUCGCUUAAUUGAGAAGGUAUACAAAUGCUCUCAGUCCAGCCAGACACCAAGCCGAAAGGUUGUGCUGGCUGCAACCGUAAGAUUAAAGACCGAUAUCUUCUAAAGGCCCUGGACAAAUACUGGCAUGAAGACUGCCUGAAAUGUGCCUGCUGUGACUGUCGUUUGGGGGAGGUGGGCUCCACUUUGUACACCAAAGCCAACCUUAUCCUUUGUCGCAGGGACUAUCUGAGGUUAUUUGGAGUUACAGGAAACUGUGCUGCCUGCAGUAAGCUCAUACCUGCUUUUGAGAUGGUGAUGAGAGCCAAGGACAACGUUUACCACCUGGACUGUUUUGCCUGUCAACUUUGUAAUCAGAGAUUUUGCGUUGGAGACAAAUUUUUCCUGAAGAACAACAUGAUUCUGUGCCAGACAGACUAUGAGGAGGGUUUAAUGAAAGAAGGUUAUGCACCCCAGGUUCGCUGAUCUGAUGCCACAUCAUUAAGAAUACAAAGCACUAUGUUCUUUUAUCUUUUUUGCUCAACAUGUAUAUAAGAAAUGACACAGGAACCUACUGAAUAGCGUAGAUAUAGGGAGACAGGAUGGUUGCGUGAAAUAAAAGGCGGACUGCAUCUGUAUGUAGUGAAAAUUGCUCCAGUUCAGAGUUGAAUGUUAAUUAAAAAGGUACUGUACAUACAGCUGGAUUCUUUUUGCUUGCUAUUGGGGUUUUUGGUUUGUUUGUUUUUUGUUUCUUUUUGUGUCAUUUGGCAUGAGAUGUUUAUUUUGGACUACUGUAUAUAAUGUAUUGUAAUAUUUGAAGCACAAAUGUAAUACAGUUUUAUUGUGUUACCAUUUGUGUUCCUGUUUGCUUCUUUGUAUUGUUGCAUUUAGUACAAUCAGUGUCUAAACUUACUGUAUAUUUAUGCUUUCUGUAUCUACCAGCUAUUUUAAAUGAGCUGUAUCUUUCUAGUAAAAAGAAUUAAAGAGCGAAUCCCAACCAUUAUGCUACACAUAGAGCUUAAGAAUACUGUUUACGUUAAAACUAUUUGGAAAACUUAAAACUCUAGCAGCACCUGCUGCUAAUGAUGCUACGGUUAAGGGCCUAUCAGCACGUGUCUUAUAAGCCUCUAUUUUUCAGGGGUUAAGAAUCUGCUGUUUAAUUGCAUAGAUUUUCCUCAAAGAGCGCUUUUAUUUUACUACAAAAUUUUAGAAAACAAAUCUGACUGGUUUGAGAUAUAUUAUAAAAGGUGCAAAAGUUAAUGAUUUUGGGUGCUGCUUUUGUGCCCCUUAGGCAUUCAAAAUGUCUGGGUUUGAUUUUUAAUUUAGCUGGAAAUUAGGCCCUAAUGCAAACCAGCACCUCUGGGUAUCUUAUUUAUAUCUAUGUCUGUAUAGAUAUAGAUACACACACACACAUAUAUAUAUAUGUUAUUUUUCUGCAAAUGUUUGAUUUGAGAGGGCAAUGAAGGAGAGAGAACUUCUGCUUAUAUACAUUUUUAAAAUUCUUAGAAAUUGGCGGGGUUGCUUUGGGGUUUCUUUUCUUUUCUUUCAGUUGAGGCUUAACUCUAAAGUUUCCUGGGGCUGUGUCCUGAAUGGACUUUGGAAAAAAAGUGAAAAAGUGAAGCCAGAAGGUACUGUAAACAUCCCCCCUCCAAGGGUCUGUUUACAUUAAGGAAAUGACCCUCAGCUGACACUAGGAGAGGGAGUGGUCACUAAAUACUGACCUCAGUGAAUGCUAAAGAUAAUUUAAAUGCUGAUGUUGAUGGGACAGAACUUUGAAAUACCGUUACAGAAAGUAAGAGAGCUACCACACUCAACUAUAUAGGCACUCUGAUAUCCACAGUAACAUCCUACAGGUUUGUCCCAUCAAUACUGGCAGUUAAAAUCCUUCUGACAAAGGGGCUGUCACUGUUGACAGCCACUGUCCGCAAUCAGUCCAUUUUCUAGAACAGAUGGACCUCUGUUUUAAAGCCAUGAGCCUAUUGCAUCAGCAGGAUGUCCCUAAGUGCUCGUACCCCUGACAGAGCCUACAGGUGUUUGGCAAAGGAAAGCAGGAUGAACGUUUAAAAAAUUGCUAAAUGCAUAUCUAGUUCUUUGCCGCUAUAAUCUAGCUCACCAGGAAAACAGCCUGCAUUUUACAAAACAAAAACCAUAGACCCACUAUAUCCUAUGCUGCUCUGAAGUUGGACACUUCUUUUUGUUUAGACUGAAAACCCUCACCUCUGCUCAACUGCAUUUAAAGUUCAGUGCUCUCCUUACCCAUUCUUCCUGUCCCACUAUGCAUUUUCACCAUGUCUUUCCUGAGGAUGAGGAAAGAAACUUUGUAAUGCAGUGGAGUAAUUCCUCUAGUGUGUGGUUUUGAGUAUACUGCACAGUGGAUUGAUUUAGAAAAUGCAUAUUUAGCGAAUAUUGUUAGAGUAUAGUUUUGUAUCUGGCUGUGAACCCUUUUAAAAAUGAGCACGGCUGACAAAAUUUGACUUCUACUGAUACAGGACCAGCAUGAUCAGGCUGUUCUUGCUAGUUAGAAAAAACAGCCCUGCAUAGCUUUUCAGAUGAAAUUUGGCCUUACCUUAUGGAGUAAGUUCCUUCUGAGCCACGAGCACAAGUCUCUCUUCUGCUCCCUUCCACAGUCCCCUAAUGUUAUUGGAAUAAUAAAGCAGUUGAUAUCAGAGGUACCAUUGGGAUGGCACUUCUGGAUUCUCUUCAGCUGUAGUAAACAUGGCCUUUCCAUGAAGGUGAAGAUGGGCAGAAGGGGGAAAAAAAUCACAUUUUCUCAUUUUGAUUCCAGUUUCAAUUUUCUCCUCCAACCUCUAUAUAGAAGCCAAAAGGAGCUAUUUUAGGUUUCCACUAGUGGACUGCAGACUGGAUGGAAAUCCCUGGUUCAGAAAUAGGGCUGGGGAACAGGAAAUAAGGAACCUUGGUUCUGUCUUUGACUUGCUGGAAGCUUGGGCAAGUCACUUAACUUCUCUGUGCCUCAGUUGCCCCCAUCUAUCAAAUGGGGCUAAUACAUACACUGCUUUUGUAAAGCAUUUUCAGCUCAUCAGAAAACCUAGAGCUAUGCAUGCAAAUAUUACUGGUAGCAUUAAGACAUUCUGGGAAGAGGAGAGCGUUAAAAUGUGCAGUAGGUAGCUACAGUUCUGAGGUAGGAAUGCACGAAAACCAACUAAUCCUGUGAAAGUUUUUCCUGGAGAUGAAGGCAGCUACACGCUGUUAAUGUUGUAAACUCUAUAGCGCUCUCUCAUUACCACAAAGUGCCACUGCUCAGCUCUGUAUGAGGUAAAUGAAGAGAGUGGAGUGGGAAAAUAGCAGCUCGUUAUUAUGUAUAAUGUUAUUUGUAUGUGCAUGUGUGCAUUUUGUGAUAUAUACUCAGAAUGGGGAAGAGAAGAGUGGUCCUGGUAUGGAGGAAAAAAUAUAUAUUCUCACCAUUCAACCAGUCUUAAUUGAUAUAAGGAUAAAGAAAUGGUGAUAUGCUUGUUUGAAGUGCUGCACUGUGAUGGUAUGGCAUUGCUUUGAGCACUUUGGGCAUAUAUAUCUUAUGCACAUACAUAUCUAAAAUUAGUAUGUACAGGAUACGGAAUAAACUUAGAUUUGGGGUAGGUGAAAAAUCAGUUACACAUUUUCCUGCAUUUUUAUCUUCCAUCUUGCCUGGCUUUUAAAAUAACAACUGGGAGUUAAAAUAUGUUUAAUGGAAACGUUUACAACUCCACCAAAGUAUAAUAUUGUAAGACAAUAUCAAAGAGAGUUUAUCUUCUGCCAGGCAGUUUUAUUGAUCUUUUUGGCUGAAGCCUAGACCAUUUCUUUGGGUUCUUUUUAGUUAUCUACUGUUGGUUUUCUUCUCCAUCACUAUGUGUGUCGACAUGCUCUGCCUGCAUACAGCAAAGGGUUACUCUGGUGACCAUUUUUCCAUGUAUGCUUAUUUGCCAAACAAGAAUGCUUCUGCCUAUAUCACCUCCCUUUAGGGUGUUUUAUCUCUAUCUCUAUGAAUCUCUGAGUUUAGCCAGCCAAAACAAAUUCAUAAAUCCAUUAUUCUUGAGCUGCUGUUUUUUAAGCCACCUGGUGAACUAUAAAUUACCAAGCCUUGAUUUUCAGUUGUAGAAAGCUCCUCUACCAACCAUAACCUGCUGUGUCUGUUAUCUGCCAAAACUGGUGAUGAAUCAAGCCAGCCUGGGUGCUGCAGAGGCAGUGACCAGGGCUAAAAGUUGAUCUGUUUCAAAACUGCAUUUCUAUCUUGCUUAACACGUUUCCUGGUUUCUUUUAUGCACACCUUCCACCCUCUUCCUACCGUCUCCAAAUUUAAGCUCAUUUAAAGUAAAUAAAGAAAGAAAAUUCACCCCCCGCCCCUCAAAUGUUCCCAGUUGCAUACAUAUAAAAUGACUUUAGGAAAACAGAUGGAAAAGUGGUCAGUGAGAAGGGAGACAGUGGGAAAAAGAAAAAAAACAAACAGGGAUUGGUAGGGUUUAGCCUGCAAAAAGUACUUUAAAGGCUUUUUUCAUCGUAAUAUACAGCAGCUUCUUAUAAUUUUCUCAGCGGUAGGUAGUUUAUAGUCAUCUGUACCUAGAACAAAUCUUGUCAAAAAAUGAAGGUCUGUAGUGAUUGCUGGGUAUAAUUUUAUACAUUUAGCUGAUUCUUCUGAAAGCUUCAACUGUGCUGCUGUUGUCAGACUAAAUUAUCAAUUUAGCCAUUUGUUGUUUAAUGAAUAAAAACUCCUAUGGCAUUGGAGAUGUUGUGGUUUCAAUAAAGCAAAAGCUUUAACAACUCAAA
Struthio camelus australis is the source of this 5198-nucleotide messenger RNA. It is a transcript of the gene LMO3, whose product is annotated as LIM domain only 3. Gene Ontology annotation, biological process: positive regulation of transcription by RNA polymerase II. Gene Ontology annotation, molecular function: DNA-binding transcription factor binding; transcription coactivator activity. The record is from RefSeq and is a predicted model, not a curated record. Gene Ontology annotation, cellular component: nucleus. NCBI's taxonomy places the organism in Eukaryota, Metazoa, Chordata, Aves, Struthioniformes, Struthionidae.